Trichoplusia ni (cabbage looper) is the source of this 4681-nucleotide messenger RNA. It is a transcript of the gene Achi, whose product is annotated as iroquois-class homeodomain protein IRX-5-like. Lineage: Eukaryota; Metazoa; Arthropoda; Insecta; Lepidoptera; Noctuidae. Gene Ontology annotation, biological process: regulation of transcription by RNA polymerase II. Bases 230 to 1309 code for a protein of 359 amino acids. The transcript is spliced from 6 exons. Gene Ontology annotation, molecular function: RNA polymerase II cis-regulatory region sequence-specific DNA binding; DNA-binding transcription factor activity, RNA polymerase II-specific. The record is from RefSeq and is a predicted model, not a curated record.
UAUGUAAGAUAGAAAGAGACAGAGGUGCGGCGGCGCUGUAGCUUCCCGCCGUCCCCCGUCCGACAGUCGCGCUCUGUUCGGUUUGCUGUGCGUAGAUGAGCUGAAUUAUUUUUGUUUUUAUCAUUUUGAGUGAUACUACGAAACAUAUUUAACUAUAUGGACAGGUUUAUAUUUGUGUACUAGUGACUGAGUGUAGAAAGAAGUGUUCGCAUGGAUUGAGUGAUCAACGAUGUUACCUCCCACGGCCGGUCUAUCACAAGAACAACGCGACCGGCCCGAAAUGGCGUACCAGCAACGUCACGACGUCAGAGACCUUGCCAGAGACAUGAUCAGAACCGCUCGAGUUACAAACAGACAACAUUCAACAUCCCCUGGAGUACGUGAUCGAUUUCCAUCGACAUCAUCCACGGACGACAACGAGAGCGGCACGGACGGCGAGGCGGACCGAUCGCGGCGCAUCAGCCUCGUGCACGCCGGCCAGCCCAACCCGCCGCCCGGCAUCGUUUCCAUCCGCAAGCGUCGCGGCAACCUCGCCAAACACUCCGUCAAGAUACUCAAGAAAUGGCUCUACGAUCACAGAUACAACGCGUAUCCUAACGACACUGAGAAGAUUGCCUUGAGUCAGGAAGCGAAUUUAACUGUUUUACAGGUAUGCAACUGGUUCAUAAACGCCCGGCGGCGUAUCUUGCCGGAGAUGAUACGGCGCGAGGGUCACGAUCCUUUACAUUACACGAUCUCCCGCCGCGGCCGCAAGCAGCCCGGUACUACCAGCUCAAAUGCCAACACCUCCGGUGUCGUCGUUGCGUCGUGGGAUGGUGUGGAGGUUGAGGGUGAUGCUGACCGCAGUGCUGAACAGGACUACAGCGACGGGCUCCUGGUAUACCGGAGUGACGGCGACGAAAUCGGUGACGGCGAGGAGGGCUACUCGUCGAGCGCCGUGUCGGAGGAAGAGGUCAAAUACGACCCCUCCGUGUGGCAGUCUGUCAUACGGUACGGACCGGAGGAUCGGGAACUACAUCCCGCAGCCAGAGGCAGGACGGCGGGCGUGGUGACGGUGCGCACGUCGGAGUCGGAGGAGGGCGGCGCGGCGGCGGCGGGCGGCAGCGGCGAGGCGGCGCCGGGCGGCUGGCACCCGCAGCUGGCGCAUCUGCCGCAGCUGCCGCACCCGCUGCGCCGCCGUCUGCAGGUCGUGCCCAGCGGCGCCAGCAGCGACGGCGAGCGCGACAAGUUCAAGUGCCUCUACCUGCUGGUGGAGACCGCCGUGGCCGUGCGCCAGCGGGAGAAGGAGGCCGAGGAGGUGCCCGUCUAGUGGCCCACUGUCACGCAGUAUGUAAUGGACAAGGCAGCGCCGCCAAUCGGAAUUGUACGUUCAACACGCGGUAUUUAACGUUUACGAACUUCCACUAAUUUAGGAUUUAAUAUCGUAGAUGUGUUAUCGUAUAACUUGUCGUCGCUUCGUAACAGCGACCAGUAAGGGAAAUCUCACUUAUUGACCAUAAACAUGUAAUCACCGUCUUACUUUUUAUGUACCUAUUGAAUGAAAGUAACGAUACUUUUUGUAGCGCUUCUUUUUUAAUUCACGGCAAUAUAGACGGCCAGUCAUCACUAUUGAUAAAAAGUGUUUAGAUAAUUCUACACUUAGUAUUUUGUUCAGAGGUCUCAACUGUAUCAGACUGAUAUUUUCGUUUAUAAUUUAAUCGAUUUAUACUUAUUUUUCAAUUCAAUUUUAUGAAUCAAUGUGAUGUGCGGACCGAUACCUUUUUACUGUUUCAUUUACCGUAGAAAAAAGCUAUUCUGUGUCUUAAAUGUUCGGGUAUAUUAUGUGUAAUUUGAUGUCGAAAUACAUAGUUUACAGUUUAACGUUUCGUAGGGCGUGUAGGUACAGGUAUUUUAAAAACUUCGUUAUAUCAUAUAUAUAAACGUAUGUUAACGUAUACUAAACAGUUUUACAUAGCUACCCUAUAUAACUUUUUAUAAAUAAAAUAUUUCAUAAGAGUAUAUUCAGACAACUUUUGAAAACAGUUUCUGUUUUCACUCAUUUACGAGACAUUUUAUCUACGUGAGGGCUGAUCUAUGGUAUGGUAGUGUAAUGUAUUGUUGACCUACUGCUAUGAUAAAUUGUGACGUCACACCCCUGUUGUCCUGCUCGCUCUUCUUUGGAUUUCGCGCAAGUGAGCGCGCCGACAGGAAUGGCCUCAAUUUAACUUGUGUCAUUUACACCAGUGUAACAGUAGUAGUCGUCAAAGAAAUUAGAUUACAACUUAAAACAUCAAUACUAUAAGUUAAUUAAACAUGUUAGGCAAAAUGACUGAAAACGGAAAUAUAAUGACCACAAAGCCAUUGUCUCUACUUUACUUGACGACUAUUUCGUUACUCAUAGCAACGGUAAAACAUCUUUGUAGGUAUACAGUGGUGGUAUAUAAGCACUUGAAAGUUGGUCAGAACUAUAUUAAUUCCGUAAAUUAUUGCUAAGAAACAUCUAUAACAACGUUUAUCUAGCUAGGUGUUAGCCACAUGUUUCUACAAUUUUCACUAAACAGACUUGAAUAUAUUACGUAGUCUUGAUCAAUAUUGAUGGAAAUAUAUAUUAUAUAUUUGUAUGUUAAAAGUCAGUAUACAAAGACCCAUUAAUAUUUUCUUUUUCAAAUGUAUAUUACCGUGAGAACUUUAAGCUUUGAUAGUGCAUGUUUUAUGAUAUAUGUUUUUAUAAUAAACAAAAAUAAUUUUGAUAUCAGGAUACAGUCCAUAAAAACAAACAUAUUCUUCUCAGCCGAUCCCACCAGGGAUCUUAAAAAAAAAAAAUCCUUUAUACUUUGCCUACGGUUUCUCGAGAGUCUUUGUUUUACAAAUCUCUUAAUAACGUGAACUCCAAUAUCGAGGUACAACUUCACACGGUCGCGGCUUCUGUUGCUCAGAAAUGUAACAAUUGUGUAAAGAAUCCACAUUUUGAAGUUACUUAAAGCUAAUAUCGAUUUUUAUGUCUAACUUUUGUAUAGUAGAGACUAGAGACGUGAUGACUUAUGAGUAUUGUAAGAAAAUAUUUAUGAAACUGCACUAUUAAAGUAGGCAUUGUAACCGCAGCUAAUUUAAUCACGAAUACAUACAUAAUAUAUUAUUAUAUACAAAUUCGUAGCCAUCUGUAAUAUAUAACUAGAAUGACAGACUGGUAAUCCUUAUCUAUCUAAAGUAUUCACUAUGCUUGUAUCGUUCCUAUUGUAAAGUUAAUAUGAAUAGCGGGUUCUGUACGUAUAACCCAUUAAUAGCUGGUUUUACCCAUAAGUAUAAUAAUGAAAAUAAUAUGUAAUACAUAAGUGAAAUUAGGAUAUAUUUUUAAAUUGUUUAAUACACACCGCAAUACGCUCUAUUGUGGAGUAUAUCAACGUAAUUGUCUUAUAUAUUUGUGUCUAUAAUCAUAAAAAAAUCAAGUCUGCCUGUCUACGGGAAAAGUUUUCUUAAUGUUGUAUCAUAUGGUAUAGAAUGAAGUAACAGUAGGGUACGCACGUGUCUAUGUAGCCGGCUAUUAUUAUGCCUAAUGAACCACUUGAAGUUCUCGAUAUCAUUAGAGUUAAUAGGCGUGUUACAUUUUAUAUCGAUUUUUAUAGAAGCUACGAAAUAUUUUUUUACUUUAAUAUAAAACACAUUAUUAUAGACACAGGUGACGAAUUAGGUGUCUGAGGGAAUCUUCUGUGUUCAGUAAAAUGUAACGCGUCUCGUCACUUUUACUCUGUCAUAACACAUUUACUAUAACAGCUUACUCCAUACAGGAGUUCAUAGACUUUUUACAGUGUUCAGAAUACGCGAAUUUAUAUAAGUUACGUCACUAAUUGCCGUAUGAUAGCUAGGACUAUGUAAAACGUUUUAUAGAAGCUACUGUUGAACGACUGUAUGGGCUACGUUUUAGUUAGACUUGUAUAUCAGAUUAACUCCUGUCCUUGUAUAUAGUUGAUAUACAUACAUAGUGUAUGUUAGUUAUAUAGUUUUGUAGCUUCUAGUUAUAUGUUAGUACCAAUGAGGCAUCAAGGUCUAUCGUUAGUUUACAUAAUUACAUGUCAACAUAAUUACCAUGAUAAAUUAUUGAGGGAGGUACCACGACUUGAGUAAAUAUACAAUUUUGAAAGAUUUAUUUCGAGUAUAACUUGCGUUUAUCAAAAUCUAGCUUUAUCAAUUCAUUAUGAUCAUCAAUGUUCUUAAUUCUCGCAUCAAUUAUGUUUGAUACCCGAUACACGCUUUCAGAAAUUUUGGAAUACUUCGUUUAGGUGCCGCUUACUUCGAAACAGCCUGACUGGUGAUAAUUUAGGUCAUUUUACCAUACAAAACCUAAUCAGAAUUACUUCGAUUUUACUUGUAGAAUCAUCUUGGUAGAGUUAUAAGCCUGCCAUGCACUUCUAUCUUAUGUUAAGAAGUAUACGUUUUGCGGUUAAAUAGUGAAAUACUGUUUUUACUUAGGACUCCAGUGCAUUAAGAACUUUCUUAAUUUUCCAACUAUGGGUGUGUAGGAGGAACGCAAAUCACCAAUUAAUAAAUUUAAAAUAAUGAUCAGUUGCCACUGUUUUUUUAUUCCAAUGUAUUGGAGUCCCAAGAAUCGGUUGUUCGAGGCGUCGGUGUGUGAAAAAAAUGUUCUAUUUCUUAAGACCUUUUGUGUAAUUUCGUUUACUAGACAUAUUGAAGUCAAGCGACAAAA